Durio zibethinus is the source of this 603-nucleotide messenger RNA. Lineage: Eukaryota; Viridiplantae; Streptophyta; Magnoliopsida; Malvales; Malvaceae. The record is from RefSeq and is a predicted model, not a curated record.
AUGUAUGCUAGUUUAGGAAACUUAGAUGAAAUGAAAUUGUUGUGGGGCCUUCAAAAGGCCAAAUGUAAGAAGCACACCAACAUAAACUACAUAUGGAUGCUGGGUUCAUUGGUGAAGCUUGGCGAGCUUGAAGAAAGUGAAAAGUUGCUUAAAGAGUGGGAGUCAUCUUGUAAGAAUUAUGAUUUCGGAGUGCCAAAUGUUCCUCUUAUUGGAUAUUGUCAGAAAGGUUUUGUGGAAAAGACCGAAGCAAUGCUACAGGAUAUAAUCAAGAGAAGGAAGACAGCAAUUCCGAACAGUUGGUCUAUUGUUGCAGCUGGAUAUGUGAAUAAGAACAACAUUGAGAAGGCUUUUGAGUGCUUUAAAGAAGCUCUUGCUCUGCUGGCAGAAAAUAAAGAUUGGAGGCCAAAAACAAGUUUAAUAUCUAGCAUAUUGAGAUGGAGAACUAAGGUUCCAACAAAUAGAGAUAUGUACCAUGCUCUCUUGAAGGCAUUUAUCAGAAAUGGCAAAGAAGUAGAGGGGCUUUUGGAGUGCAUGAGGGACGAUAAAAUAGAUGAAGAUGAGGAAACAAUGAAGAUCCUUAGCCUUGGAGAGCAGAAACCUUAA